AUGCCCGUCCCCCUGGCAUUCAACGACAAUGUCGGCGAGACCAUUCCAGCGGACACGCCUCAUGCAGUCAGUGUGUCGCUACCAACCUGGGCCGCCAAUGUAGGCUACGAAGAAGGCCAGAAAUGGGUCAUGGACAAGAUGAAGUGUGGUUAUCCUCGCUUCUUCGUCCACAAGAGCAUCGACCGUCUCGCACUUGAAAUCGUCAAGCGUCACGGCAGCCCAUCGCAAAAGGCCAUGCUGUUUCCAACUCACAAAGUCGCCAAUCGCCUGCUAGAAUUCAUGCAUCGUAUCGCUCCCGAGUCUCAAGGCACCGCACGCAUCAUUGACUUUGUCCCGAACCCAAAGACCGAGUCACACGAUGAGUCUCAGCGCGUUCUACCUCGUCUGUCGGCCGUCUUAUACCCUGCCGAGCUUUGGCCUGUUGCCAAACAAGUCUGGCAACAUAGCGGAGACGGUGUUUCCAGCAGACGAGCAGAGUUCUGCGAGAAGCACUUGGUCGACGGCUCCAUGGUCGACAAGGCCACCAUCUACGACAAGCCUCGCAAGGGUCCCCGCCGUUACCAGCGCCAGAUGUCGGUCGAUUCUCCUCACCAGUCGCCAACCUCGGAGAAAGAUGACAAGGAUAGCACCGAUCCAUUUGCUUUUGUCGAAGAGCGCUUCGGUCGCAAUUUGAAUGUCCAGUUCGCAAAACAGGCAAAGCUCGCCAUUCGACGUCGUAUUGCUGGCUCCUUGACCUCGGACCUCGACCUGCAGGAAGCUCUGAAACAUCCCGAAGACGCCGAGCGUACGCGCAAUACUGACGGUCUUUCUGUUGACGACGUCUUCCUUUAUCCCACCGGCAUGAGCUCCAUCUUCAACACACACCGAAGCAUCAUGGCCAUCCGACCCAAGAACAAGAGCAUAAGCUUCGGCUUCCCAUACGUCGACACUUUGAAGAUUCUCCAGAAGUGGGGUCCCGGUGCCCUGUUCUACGGCAACGGUGAACAGGAGGAUCUGGAUGAUUUGGAGAAGCGCCUCGAGUCUGGUGAACGCUUCCUCGGCUUCUUUUGUGAAUUCCCUAGCAAUCCCCUCCUAAAAUGUCCCGACCUGCAACGCAUCCGUCAACUCGCAGACAAAUACGAUUUUGCUGUUGUCAUUGACGAGACCAUUGGAAACUUUUUGAACGUUCACGUGUUGCCCUACGCCGAUGUGGUUGUGAGCAGCUUGACCAAGGUUUUCUCAGGUGACAGCAAUGUCAUGGGAGGAUCGGCCAUCUUGAACCCUGCGGGCCGCUACUACGAUACUCUUAAAAAGUACAUGGCUCAAGACUAUGAGGAUAACUUCUUCGAGGAGGACGCCAUGUUCCUUGAGCGCAACAGCCGAGACUUUGUCUCUCGUAUCGCUCGCAUCAACAGCAACGCAGAAACCAUUUGCGAAGUCUUGAUGCAACAUCCGCGAAUCAAGCAAGUCAACUAUCCCAAGUUCUCACCUACGAAAAAGUAUUACGAUGCUUGCAGAUUACCGACCGGAGGAUAUGGAGGUCUGCUGUCGGCAACAUUCUACUCCAUGGAUGAUGCCAUGGUCUUCUACGACAACCUCAAUACCGCAAAAGGACCAUCAUUGGGGACCAACUUUACACUCAGCUCGCCUUAUGCUCUACUAGCACAUUACACCGAGCUUGAUUGGGCCGCGACCUUUGGCGUCGAGGCAAACCUCGUUCGCUUCAGCGUAGGCCUCGAAGAGACCGAGGCUCUGAAGAACAUCUUUAAGACGGCACUUGAUGCUAUUCCCUCGUCAGAAGCAAAUGGCGAUGGUACUAAGGCAUGA
This is a messenger RNA of Aureobasidium subglaciale EXF-2481, 1806 nucleotides long. RefSeq lists its product as uncharacterized. The record is from RefSeq and is a predicted model, not a curated record. Bases 1 to 1806 code for a protein of 601 amino acids. Gene Ontology annotation, biological process: transsulfuration. The transcript has 3 exons. Gene Ontology annotation, molecular function: pyridoxal phosphate binding; cystathionine gamma-synthase activity. NCBI's taxonomy places the organism in Eukaryota, Fungi, Ascomycota, Dothideomycetes, Dothideales, Saccotheciaceae.